GCCCCCAGGGCCAUGGGGCUGCCCCACAGGCAUUCUCGUGCCCUGCCCUUCCCUGGCCCCCACAAUUGCUAAUGAACGGCCCCCCGCAGCCCGCACCACCAUGGGGGAGACCUUGUUCUCCCAUCUGGGGAAACUGAGGCAGGGAAGACCCAGGACUUAGGGCGUGGAACCCAGUCCUGUGCUCUGAGCAGCGCCACCCUGCGCCAUGGUCUGUGUCUGCAACCCCCUGGCUAGCGCCUGCCUGACCCGCUGCCCCCGCGCCCCGCAUGCCCGUGGCCCGCACCCCGCAGGGGAGGGCAGAGGCUCUGGGAGCAAGCUGUGCCUGGGUGGGGGGGCCGCGCCGGGACCCGUGCUAACCUCUGGCUGUCUUGGGCGGCUCUCUCCAGCCCCCCAGAGAACCUCCCCCACAACCCCGAAGACGAUGCCGGUGCCAACCCGAGUGACCAACAUCAUCCCCAGCAACAUCACCCGGAAAAACCCGCCUGCUGCCCGCAACGGGGGCAGUGAGGCCGACACCCAGAUCCUGGAGCUCAACCAGCAGCUCCUGGACCUGAAGCUGACAGUGGACGGGCUGGAGAAGGAGCGCGAUUUCUACUUCAGCAAACUGCGGGACAUCGAGCUGAUCUGCCAGGAGCACGAGAGCGAGAACAGCCCCGUCAUCUCUGGCAUCAUCGGCAUCCUGUAUGCCACCGAGGAAGGCUUUGCGCCUCCGGAGGAUGAGGAGGUGGAGGACCAGCAGCCGGAGGACCAGGACGAAUACUAGCUCUGAGCCCUCCUGCAUCCCGUGACGCCGCCCAGCCGUGCUCGUCCUGACAUAGACACUGGAGGGUUUGCGGGUACAGCCGCGGCCUGCACUAUCACACAUUAUAACAGUUUCAACCAACCAGCCCACCACCCCAGUGCUUUCUGUCCAGCCGCAGAUCCUGGGACCCCACGGACUCCAACAAAGGCCUAGAGAGGAGAACCGACUUGUAAAUACGCAUGGGGCUGCCGGGGGGGGGGAAGGGCCCUGGCCCCCUGCCCCGGCCCUUCGGGCCCCUCACCACCUCAUCCCCCUUAUUUAUUUCAGUUGUCACCUUUGGUGUGAGCGCUGCAGCCUUCCCCGGGAGGCUCCCGCCCCCGCGCCGCCCCACCCCGCCUGGCCCCUGUAUUAUAGCUACAGCCCGAUCCCUUUGUAUAUUGCCCCGGGAUGGAGUUGACUUGCACUUUGCCUGUUGUGGUCACGGGCGCCCGGUUGUCAUGGCCUGGGAAGCGUGCGGGCUCCAGGAGCGUCCUGCGCCGCAUGAGGCUUGGCCUUGCCCCGGCCUCGCAGGCACUGGGACGUCCCGUUUAUUUAUUGGUCUCACUUCACGUUGUCAAAAACGACGACUACGCUGCAAAUGUGGCUUUCCCGGCGCGCCGCCCCCUGCCUGCCAUGCCCGGGGCAGGGGGGGGUGUCCGCACUCUGCUGGGCUCCUUAGCCUGGGGGCUGGCAGGAUCCCAGAGCAGGGAUGCGCUGGGGGGAGCGGGAGCCCCCAGGCUCCACACUGAGAUCUGGGAAUGUUCUUUUUCCCCUUCUGGUCACCCACCAAGAGCCCCUCCCUGACUGCAGCGCAGGGCACUUGGCCUGCUGCUAGGGGUGCGGGCCCCGGGCCUGGAGGUUCAGUGCCCGCCCCCCGUGGGUUCCAGCACCACCGCCGGGUAGUCCUGCCGUUUUGAUGAGAAUGCCACACAGCCGCUGCUGCCUUGCCCGUCUCCCUGUUCGUAUUGCCUGUCUGCCCGGUCGCCUGCUGUGCAAACCUGCAUCUGUGUUACGUUGGAUUUCAAAUAAACUGGUGUGGUAAA
This is a messenger RNA of Terrapene triunguis (Three-toed box turtle), 1824 nucleotides long. RefSeq names its product microtubule-associated protein RP/EB family member 3-like. Gene Ontology annotation, molecular function: microtubule plus-end binding. Gene Ontology annotation, cellular component: cytoplasmic microtubule; microtubule organizing center; microtubule plus-end. Gene Ontology annotation, biological process: protein localization to microtubule plus-end; spindle assembly; regulation of microtubule polymerization or depolymerization. Bases 206 to 763 code for a protein of 185 amino acids. The record is from RefSeq and is a predicted model, not a curated record. Lineage: Eukaryota; Metazoa; Chordata; Testudines; Emydidae. The transcript is spliced from 3 exons.